UCUGGAAGUAUCCCUCGGGGGGUUCAGGCUCCGACCACACUAAUAUGUAUUUAAAAGUAUCAGUUUUCGUCUCGACUAAAAACAGAGCAAAAUAUUUUCGACCACACUAGCGUUUUCGUUUUGUUCUCACCAGUUCACACUAAUUCGUUCAGUUUUCAUUCGAAAACGCAUACUUUUUGAUAUGUUUUCGCUUACCGUCCACACUAAAACACCCGAAAACGUUGAUGGAAGCGACGGUAUAUAACUUCAGAUCAUCCUCCACUGGUGGCCAUUGCAUACAAAGCCUUAAUUUUCACUAGUGUUAUUCAGACUACGUUUUUCAUGAGCAAAAUUUGCUGAAGCUUGUUAGCUGUCAAGUUGAACGAUGUAUAUCUGUGUGUAUGUCAAGUUGAACGAUGAAUAUCAGUGUGUAUGUCAAGUUGAGCGAGGUAUAUCUGUGUGUAUGUAACACGAAAUGUACUUGUGCCAGUUUAUGGCAAGGUGGUUCGGUAGAUGAUUAAGUUCUUGCUUGUGUCAGCAGUAAACGUUGCUACAUAUUCAUGACUCAGUGUUUUUUUUACAAAUUUUCAUUAAAGACUUUCUGAUAAUUUUAAAUCUAAAAGUCUAGACAUUUCAUAUUUCAUGCCUGGCUUUCGUUUUCGUGCAAAUGUUUGUAACAUGAUACAAUUUUUUGACAAAUGUUUAACCUUCACUUCGUUUUUGUAACUUGAUAUUUUUUGCUUUCGUGCAAGCUCAAGUAGCAUUAUACUUUGUUUCUGAUGCAAACGGUUACAACUUGGAACUUCAUGUUCAGGGCAAAUCUUGGAACACGAUGUUUUUGUUUUUCGUGCAAAACGUAUGACCUUGGCGCUUUCGUUUUGUUCUGUUUUUCGGGUUUUUUUGCUUACAGUCCCGUUUUCGUUACCAAGCUGAUAUCUACAACUUACAGUUUCCAGCGGGACCGAAGAAAUAUAGUUGACGAUAGUUCCAACUAUCAUUCACUGUCAUUGACUAUCAAGACUGUCUGAACGGGGCUUAAUGUGCGCAUGGCAUGAAAUAGAGAUUAUCAUUCUCGUCCCGUAUUCCGCGUGGCUGAACAAAAGAGUCGCGGCCUCUGGGACUAAUUGAGGGAAAUUAAAAGAUGAACCAGUUUGUAUUACAUGUAAUGCAAAUUGGCUUUAAAGAUCUUUACGUGAAAUGGGGUUUGUCCCGUAAAGUCACAUACGCAAGGUACAAAGCAGUUUUGAAUUGUAGGAACAACAACAAAAAAAGGCGACACUUGAAUUAAUCGCACCGACAGGGAGGUAUGGGUGAUUCAGGGGAUAGUGAUUGUGUCAGAGAUUAUUUUAACAAUAGACUAUUGUUUGACUGGUUGUAGUUUUGGCUUGUAGUACCUGCUACGGAUGUAUAACGCCUUCUGAAUUAUUAAAUGCUAAACUGAAAUCGGAAUUCAAUUGCCCGUGAAGAAAGAUAUGCAGCCACACCUGAAGUUCUUUACAUCUCACAAAUUUGGUAUUUUUCCAAUGUAGGCUUUCAAGUUAUUUGCGUGAGACAUCAUACGAGUUUAGAAAAACUUGGAGCGGAGCAUUUGGGAAGAGUUCCAACUGUAAAUAUUUGGCGACCGCAGUUUUGAAAAUCAACUGGGGUGCGCUGGGACCGGCGGAAUGAGCUGCAUAAUUUCGUUGUCAUACGAGAGAUGCGACCAAGGAAACCUCUAAUGUGUUGUCAAUAACCACCUUUUUGGAACUUUUACUACAUAGAAAUGGCUUCCAAACGGGGUCCGCGGAAAUCUGUGGCAUUCAGAGAAGAAAGCCCGGAAGAUAUCUGGUGUAAAUAUUGCAGCAAACUGUACGAUGAGCCAAAAGUGCUGCCGUGUUUACACACGUUUUGCAAGCGGUGUGUAGGUUUAAUUAUGGGAGAAAACGAAACUUCACUGUUCUGUCCUGUGUGCCGCUCCGAGGUUGCCUUGCCGUCGAAAAAUCUCGACGAUUUGCAGCCAAACAUAAUUAUUCUCAGGAAACUUGAGGAGUUUGAAAGGCAAAAAUUACGACAGCGCGAGGAAGAUUGUAGUGGUUGCGAAAAUGGCCACAACGUGGCUUCACACAGGUGCAUGGAGUGCCAAGAAUUUCUCUGUGAUGAUUGCACACUAGCUCAUCAAAGGGUAAAGUUUACAAGAGAACAUGAGAUCUUGUCUCUUGAGGAAUUUGUCGAUAAAACAAAUCCAAAGGAAGAUUCAGUGUUCGUGACUUGCGCUAAACACAACACUGAAAAUAUAGACAUGUACUGCAAAACUUGUGAUUUAUUAACAUGCAAGGAAUGUAGAAGAACCACUGAUCAUGGAGACGGACACGAACUUAUUUCGUUGCAAAAUGCAGUCGACUCGAUUAAACCAACGCUUCUGUCAUUGCUGGACGCGACGCAGAAGAAUAUUCCCGCCUUGCAGAAGUCGGUUUACGAGAUUAUCAAGGUGUACGGUCGGUGGCAAAAUAAAAUCGAUGACGUCUCGUGGCAAAUUCGGAGAACUUCGCGCCGCCUCAUUCAAGCUGUCAAGGAGAAGGAACAUCAAUUGCUAAAAGAACUCAACACCAUUAGAGAUAACCGUUCUUCGGUACUGGUGAACCAAAAGGAAGAGAUUGAAAGGAAGUUGGUUUGCACAAUCGAUGGAUGUGAUUUCUCUGACGAGAUUCUCAAACAAGGAAAAGAAGCCGACAUAUUAGCGGUGAACAGUUUGAUUUGUCAGAGGUUAUGUGAGCUGCAGGAAAGUAAAAUCGACGCAGGUUUAAGUAAUGUUCAAGUAGGAUUUGAUCCAGAUGAGAGGCCAAUUUUAGAAGCUAUAAAGGACACGUUUGGUUCGAUUAGUGUUGGACAUGAACCGGCCGAACAAGCUAGCAACGAUGGAGCCAAAGAACCUACAGAUAAAUCAACGUUAUCAAGCUCGUUGCCGAAUGGAGGUAGUUCUGUUUCGUUUGCUUCAGCCGAUGACGACGAAACUAGUGCCAGUUCUCUUUCUUCAGAUUCGCAAAAGCCUGGUGCUGACAUGAGUUUGUCCGUUAGUGAGCGUGCGAUAAAUCAAGAUCCAAAGUCCUCCAAAAAGGCAAAAGGCGGUCGGUUUAGCUUUCCAGCUUUGACUGUUGGUAAGAAAACUAGUGAGCCCGUGGGAAAGCUAACGCCGACGGAAUUCGUCAUUCCCACGACCGAUAGCCGAGGACGUCCGAGAGAAGUCGGAGUCCAGCUCGAGUCACCCGACGGUAGUGUCAUUUCGGCUAAAGUCCUUGAUAACAAAAACGGAACGUAUUCAAUUUUCUACUGUCCGAGGUCCCCAGGGGAGCAUAAUUUGUUCGUGAGCUUAUCCGGCAAGCAUAUAAAGCACGGCAGACGCGUUUUGAAUUUCUACGGAUCUUUUUCUGGUUUGAAAGGGGAAGAACUGACGCUGGUGUGUAAAACGUUGUGCUUGAUAAAGUGGCACGUGACCCCUGGCUUAGUGCAAGUAAAGGACGGCAAAAAAGUGCCUAACACUGAAAUGAAUUUUCAUGAAGUCGGCCAGUCAGAGGCAUAAUAUGGUCAAAUGCCACGCCUGUCAAUGAUGUGACACCGUAAGGUCACAUGCCCCUCCCCCCCCCUUCCCCCUUCCAGUGACGUGCUUUGUUACAGGAUCUUAGUAACAGAAAAUCACAAUCUUAUCUCCCAACUUUACGAAUUUCAUUCUGUAAAGGACGCAUGUGAAAGGACGAGUGUUGAAGCUCCCUAUUACAUGGCUUGCUCCGCGAGUGGCCGCCAACGCCAUCAGUGGCAACCCAAGCGGACAAGGUGAGGUUAUCUUGUCCGCUUGAGAUUACCCGCUGUCUUCUGCGAGAAAAUGGUCUGACCAAACUUGUUUGACUGAGGUAGCUGAAUAUUGGCCAUUAUUUUUUUAAUGGACCGAGACGCAGUUGAGGUCCAUAAAGACACAGAACUUGGCCAGUAUUCAGCCAUCUUGAUUUCACGCUUUCAAGAUUUACCUUUCCAAAGUAAACCUUAAUAUUGUCUGCUUGACGCGACUUAAAUGUACUGGAAAAAAAAUUUCUGAGCGAGUUUUUAAUUGGCCAGUUUUGCAAGCAUUUCGCGCUAAACUUUGCAAAAAAUAAAAUAACUUUCGCUUCAGCUUGCUCAAUUUCCCUUUUAGUUAAUUUUUCAGUUUUUUCAAUACUUAUAAACAGCGAAAAAGUCUUUUGUGCAUGCAUGCCUUUUCCUCUAGAAUUAUGUAAUUUUGAUUAUUCGUUUUGCCGAAUCCACGUUGGAUUGUGCACAGUGGGGGCCCAAGAACGCACAUGCGCAUGUUAUCAGACGUCUCUUUGCUAACCGUUGUUCGAAACAUGCCUUAAACAAGUAAUAAAAUAAUACAAAAGUCCAUUCUAGAUAAUAAAAUUGACAGCUUUAAUGACUUCUUGUGUUAAAACCAGGUAGCGCAGAUUUUUAACCAGAAAUUAUAAUUACAAACACAAGUUUUACAAGCAAAAGUAUUUCAGAUUUCUUUAUUCUUUGCUAAGAUGUUAACAGCUAAUCUUUUCUACUGCUACACGUUGUUUCAGUAUUAUCAUGAGCUACAAAGGUCUCUGAAUUUGAUCAAUCAAGACCUGUCAACUUCUCAUCGAGGAGAAACUACAAGUUUAAGUGUCAAAACACGUUACAUUUUAUAAACUUCCUGUGAAGGAUUUGUGAUUACAUAACCUUGAGGCUUAGAAUGGAACUAACGUUAAUUUGAUAUAAAGUUUAUAGAUGACGUAGUCAUCACAUAGAUAUGUCAGUAAAUUUCAAAAUGCGAAUGGAAAAAGCAAGUGAUUAAGUUUUACUUCCAAGCGAAUUAAAAAGCUUAAAUUCUACUGCUCCUAGAGCAUCA
Molecule: messenger RNA, 4855 nt
Organism: Orbicella faveolata
Lineage: Eukaryota; Metazoa; Cnidaria; Anthozoa; Scleractinia; Merulinidae
Product: E3 ubiquitin-protein ligase TRIM71-like
Molecular function (GO): protein binding; zinc ion binding
Source: RefSeq, a predicted model, not a curated record